ACAAAACUGUACAAGUACUCGCAACUAGUGCUUGAACCAGUUUACAUACCCAACCAACCCUGCAUCGCUGACAUCGCUGACUUCGUUCUCAUAUGAAUAAGGCUGCAGGCACGUCAAGUCACAUUUACGGCAAUCAUGGAUUGGAUGUGGCAGGAGUAUCAAGCUAAUGUGGCUAAGAUGCCUCACAAUCAACUAGCUGAUGACCACCUAUUCGGCUUCGAGGCCGGUAAUGAUUUCCAACGAUGGUAUAUCGCAGACCUGAUCACGAACGGCUAUGUACCCGAGGAAGACAUGAAAACUCUCUUUCGCCACAGCUUGGCACGUGGUUUCGAACAGUUCAACCAGUUAGUCUCCAGUGCGAAUGCAAUGAGAGAGAAGGCAUCCUACAACAAUCCCCUUGACGGACGAGACACUCUCACUUUUAUUUCCAAGAUUCUCCAACCCAUUAGCUCCUUGGGCGAGCAUUCUAAAGACGAAGCGCAGACAUCUCACCAGCAUCGCAAAGUUUCCAGGCAGAUGUCAAAUAACUGUCAUGACGAGCUAGAUCCAGGCCAAGUCGUCAUGAAGAGCGGAAACGACAAGCAGUCGCCAUUUUGGUCUACCCCUCAGGCAAAGUCGUCUAAGAAACAGAUGGCACAACCGGCAAAUGACAUAAAGCAACGAGAGAAGCAGAAGAGAAAGAAGGACAGAAAGUCGAAGAAGGAGAAAGUUAGAAAAGAAGCGAAGGCUCAGAAGGCGGGUGAGCAUGAGGAGAAUGACAUUACCUCUCACGCCCUACCUAUGCGUCCGGUUCUUGACGGCCAGGCGUCUGUGAGUGGUCCUAGUGUCCUGCGCGAAAUCUCCUCGCCAUUCGUCUCUGCAAUUACAGAAGCAAAGGGGUCAUUGCAGCUCCAACAGUCCUCAUCGACAAGUUUGAGCAAUAUUGGUACGGGUUUGGACAUGACUGAAUCGAGCUUAGGCGCGUCAGAUAAGGGUGACAACUCAGAGGAAAUUAGAGCAGCAUCAGAAAAUGAAGAAAAGAUAGAUCACCUGUCCCAAGCCCGGACCCAAGCCCAAAUCCAACCCCUAAAACGCACAGCGAAGUCACGAUACUUCGAUAACGAAGACUCAUGUCCACCCAAAGCAAAGGUUCCUCGUCCCCCUCGCGGAAUAGUCCCAUGCAUUCCCUUUCCGCGCCUGGACGCCCCAAAGUUCGGUUUAAUUCAAGAAGACCUCGCGAGUGAUCCCUUCCGCCUUCUCAUCGCUGUCACAUUCCUCAUUCGAGUCAAGGGAAAACACGCAUUGCCGGUGUUCCACGAGCUCAUGAGUAUAUAUCCAACGCCAGAAGCCCUGGCAAAGGCGGAUACGGACGACAUUGUAGCGAUGAUCAAGCACCUCGGGCUAGCAACUGUUAGAGCUGCCGCAAUCCAAAAGUAUGCGCGCAUCUGGAUAGAUAAUCCACCUAAAGCCGGGGUCCGGUAUGACGUGAAGAACUAUCCCGCACCUGAUAACAGGGACGAUACCCAGAUGGGCGAGGGCGACUUAUUUAAUUCUAGCAGCACAAGGCCCUCGGCUUGGGAGAUCGGUCACAUGACGCAGGGUAGAUACGCUAUCGACAGCUGGAGAAUAUUUUGCAGGGACGUCCUUCUUGAGCGAGCGGAGGAUUGGAGAGGCAAAGGGCGAGAGGGUGAGUUUCAGCCCGAGUGGAUGCGAGUGCUGCCGGAGGACAAGGAACUCCGGGCUUGCCUUAGAUGGCUCUGGAUGCAGGAGGGCUGGGAGUGGAAUCCGAGAACCGGGGAUCGAGAGAUUCUACCGGAAGCUCUGCGGAAGGCAGUCGAUGAGGGCAGGGUUGGAUAUGACGAUGCAGGAGAACUAAAGAUCGUCAAGGAGGGUUUAUCUUUGUCCAACCAUUCUUAG
Molecule: messenger RNA, 1896 nt
Organism: Annulohypoxylon truncatum
Lineage: Eukaryota; Fungi; Ascomycota; Sordariomycetes; Xylariales; Hypoxylaceae
Product: DNA glycosylase
Exons: 2
Coding region: 136-1896 (586 amino acids)
Biological process (GO): base-excision repair
Cellular component (GO): nucleus
Molecular function (GO): catalytic activity; DNA binding
Source: RefSeq, a predicted model, not a curated record